UCAUCACAAAAAAUUAGCAUAAAUUAACCAGCAUUUACACUCAAAAAUUAAAUUAGUUUACCACCGAAGUGUCACACACAGUAGACGCUCCAAGUAUUAAAUUCUCUCUCCUUUUUCACAUUCCCAUCAAAACCAUCAAUACCCACUUCAAAUUUCAUCAAAUACUUCAAUUUUAGCAAUUACCCACAAAAAUUUAGCUACCCAAAAUCACAUAAUUUGAGCAAUGAUAGUGAGAAAAUUACAGAUACUCUGUUUUCUGGGUGUUUUAGUUGAGUUGGGAUUUUGUCAAAAUUAUACCAGAAAUUUUGCAAGAGAUUAUAAUUAUAUAACAUGGGAUGAUAUUAAGGUUGAUGAUUAUAAAAAUUUAGUGUCAAAAAGUGAGAUUAAAGAUAAGCUAAAUUGGAAUAAUAGUGGGGUAAUUGUGGUUGAUCAAAGUGGAAAAACAGGGGAUUCAAUUACUGUUCAAGGUGCUGUUGAUUUGAUUCCUUCUGGGAAUUCGCAGAGAAUUAGGAUUCUAAUUCUUCCUGGAAUUUACAGGGAGAGGGUAGUUGUACCAAGCUCCAAGCCUUACAUUUCCUUCAUUGGGACAGAAAAUCAGACUUCUAAUACAGUAAUUACUUGGAAUAACAAAGCUUCUGAUAGAAAUAGUAAUGGUGCUGAACUUGGAACUUUUGGUUCAGCUACCAUCAGCAUAUUCUCUGAUUAUUUUUGUGCAUCUGAGAUUACUUUUGAGAAUACAGUAGUGGCAAUACCAGGUGGGUUGGGGAUGCAAGCAGUGGCACUGAGAGUAUCGGCUGAAAGGGCAAUGUUCUACAAAGUUAAUAUCCUUGGUGCUCAAGAUACUCUCUUAGAUGACACAGGGUCACACUACUUUUACCACUGCCUCAUCCAAGGAUCAGUCGAUUUCAUUUUUGGCAAUGCAAGAUCAUUAUAUCAGAAUUCAGUUCUUCAUUCAAUAGCCAAUAGAUCAGGAGCAAUUGCAGCACAUCAUCGAAAUACACCUGAAGAAAAUACCGGAUUUUCAUUCUUAAACUGUACAAUCAAUGGAAGCGGAUUGAUUUACCUGGGAAGAGCCUGGGGGCCAUACUCAAGAGCAGUAUAUUCAUACUGUGACAUUGAUGAUAUUAUUGCACCAGAAGGGUGGAGUGACUGGGGUGACCCAGAAAGGCAGAAGACGGCAUUGUUUGGUGAAUUCCAGUGCAGUGGGAAGGGAGCAAACACAACAAGGCGGGUGACAUGGGCAAAGUCUUUCACUAUUGAGGACGCCAGGCCAUUUCUCGACAUGGAAUUCAUUGACGGCAAUAAAUGGUUGAGACUAUAGCUAACAGUAACAAUCAGAUAAAAUAUGUAGGACUAGUCACUUCAAAUGGUUAGCUCUCUAUGUAAACAUGUACAAUAC
This is a messenger RNA of Chenopodium quinoa (quinoa), 1399 nucleotides long. RefSeq names its product pectinesterase QRT1. Lineage: Eukaryota; Viridiplantae; Streptophyta; Magnoliopsida; Caryophyllales; Amaranthaceae. The transcript has 5 exons. The coding region runs from base 224 to 1321 and encodes 365 amino acids. Gene Ontology annotation, biological process: cell wall modification. Gene Ontology annotation, molecular function: pectinesterase activity. The record is from RefSeq and is a predicted model, not a curated record.